AUGGGGUGCUGUGACCCCGAGUUACUGCACCGGUCCUUCCACCACCUUCUGGAGGAACAAGCCAAUCUGAAGAGGACACUUCAGGAGCUACAGCAGCUGAAAAAGGAGCUCCUGAGUUCUCCAGAAGACAAGGUCUCAGUCCCACUGCCCAAGAUCCCCUUGGUAUUUCGAGGUCGCACUCAGCAAGGCAAGGAAGCACCCAAAGCAUUGUUUUCCAACCUUCGCAUCUCCUGCCCUCUGCCUGGAGGCUCUGCACUGGUCAUUUUUGAUGACCCUAAGGUGGCCCAGCAGGUUCUGCAACAAAAGGUGCAUAAGAUCGACAUGGAAGAGUGCUGGCUGAGGGUGCAGGUCCAGCCCUUAGAGCUGCCCAUGGUCACUACCAUCCAGAUGGCCAGUCAGAUCAGCCUCCGCAGUGUGCUGGUCAGUGGAUUUCCUGAGGGACUCCAGCUGAGUGAAGAGCAGCUGCUGGACAAGCUGGAGAUCUUCUUUGGCAGGGCCAGCAAUGGGGGUGGUGAGGUAGAGAUUCGGGAAGUGCUUCAAGGGGGUGUCAUGCUCAGCUUUGCCAAGGAUGAAGUGGCCCAGCGUCUGUGCCAGAUUGGAGAGUUCAGAGUGCCACUGGGCAAGCAGCAGUUCCUUCUAAGAGUCUCUCCUUACAUGAGUGGGGACAUCCAGAGAGCUGAGGUCUGUACUCGGCCAGUGCCCUGCUCAGUGGUGGUGUCCAACAUUCCUGACAUCCUGGAAGGCUCGGAGCUGCGUGAUGUUCUGGAGAUUCACUUCCAGAAGCCCACUCGUGGUGGCGGGGAGGUGGAGGCCUUGACUGUUGUGCCCCCUGGACAGCGGGGCCUGGCAAUCUUCACCUCAGAGUUAGGCUAG
This is a messenger RNA of Elephantulus edwardii (Cape elephant shrew), 873 nucleotides long. RefSeq names its product interferon-induced protein 35 (gene IFI35). The coding region runs from base 1 to 873 and encodes 290 amino acids. Gene Ontology annotation, cellular component: nucleus. The record is from RefSeq and is a predicted model, not a curated record. The transcript has 7 exons. NCBI's taxonomy places the organism in Eukaryota, Metazoa, Chordata, Mammalia, Macroscelidea, Macroscelididae.